Rodentolepis nana is the source of this 252-nucleotide messenger RNA. Lineage: Eukaryota; Metazoa; Platyhelminthes; Cestoda; Cyclophyllidea; Hymenolepididae. The record is from the annotation of a GenBank genome assembly.
AUGGUUAAUUCCAAUGAAUACGAGGUGGAGAAGGUGGUUGGAAUGCGAAUAAUCGAUGGUGUAUGGGAAUAUGAGAUCAAGUGGAAAGGUUAUCCCCAUUCCUACAACACUUGGGAAACUGAUUCUAAUUGCAAUUGUCAGGAGGCUAUCAUGUCUUUCAUAGAGGCUAUGCCUAAACUCCCAGCCAAUAAUCAACUACCCAAGAAGUAUUCAACACAUCCACUAUCUGGUUCUCAGGUAGCCAUUCUUUGA